This is a messenger RNA of Dioscorea cayenensis subsp. rotundata (Guinea yam), 1654 nucleotides long. RefSeq names its product probable indole-3-pyruvate monooxygenase YUCCA10. Gene Ontology annotation, molecular function: N,N-dimethylaniline monooxygenase activity; flavin adenine dinucleotide binding; NADP binding. The transcript has 4 exons. NCBI's taxonomy places the organism in Eukaryota, Viridiplantae, Streptophyta, Magnoliopsida, Dioscoreales, Dioscoreaceae. The coding region runs from base 334 to 1503 and encodes 389 amino acids. The record is from RefSeq and is a predicted model, not a curated record.
UCUUUACAUAUGCCAUCAAAUCCUUUACCAAACCAAAGACACUGCAGAAAUGUUAAAAAAUUUUAACAACACUGAUAUUGAAACAAUUUCCUUACAACUGUUGGAGAUGUUUACAGAAGGAAAUCAUCAAACGGUCUCCAAGCUAUAUCCAUUUUGAUAUUUCCAUAGAUCAAGAUCCAUGCUCAUAAUGCCCUGACAAAAACUUAACUACUGACUGUCCGUGUUAUCGGCAAUAGCAGGGUUAUCCUAACAUAUCAAUAAAAGAAGUCUAUAAAAGGCCGGUAAGAGUAGAGCUUAAUUAAUCAAGCACAACAGCAAAACUAGAAAGAGCUUAUGAUGGAGAAGAAGAAGACAGAGGUAGUUAUAGUUGGGGCAGGGCUGGCUGGAUUAGCCACUGCUGCAUGCCUUACCAUGCAUGCAAUCCCACACGUGAUCUUAGAAAGAGAAGACUGCAUUGCAUCUCUUUGGCACAAGAAAUCCUAUGACCGUCUCCAUCUCCACCUUGCCAAGCAAUUCUGUCAACUCCCUCACCUCCCCCACCCUUCCUCUUGUCCAACCUUCAUGUCCAAGAACCACUUCAUAACUUACAUUAAUGACUAUGUUGCUUGUUUCAACCUCUGCCCGCGUCUCCGAUGCGAGGUAGAAUCAGCCUUUUUUGAUGAUGAAGAUGGGAAAUGGCAGGUGGUGGUGAGAAACCUGGAGACUGGUGAGGUUGAGGAGUAUGUUGCUAGAUUUGUUGUAGUUGCUACUGGUGAGAAUGAUAAGGCGGUGGUGCCGGAGUUUCCUGGUAUUGAGUCAUUCCCUGGAGAAGUCAUUCACUCCAUGGACUACCGGAACGGAUCCAAGUACAAGGGGAAAGAUGUUCUUGUUGUCGGAUGUGGGAAUUCUGGGAUGGAGAUUGCUCUUGAUCUGUCAAACUUUGGUGCAAAGGCAACCAUUGUUGUCAGGAAUGAGCUUCAUGUGGUUCCUAGGGAGUUGUUAUUCUGGAUUAUGCUUCUCAGGAAGUUCCUGCCAAUAUAUUUACUGGAUGCUCUACUUCUUUUUCUCUGCUAUUUUAAGUAUGGUGAUACAGCUAAGUAUGGGAUACAAAGGCCAAAGCAGGGCCCUCUACAUCUGAAAGAAACCACACCAAUAUAUCCAGUCAUAGAUGUCGGCACCUUUCAGAAGAUCAAGUCCGGACAUAUCCAGGUAUUACCUUCUGUGAAAAGCAUCAAAGGUAACAAUGUCAGGUUCAAGAAUGAAAUUUCACAUCAAUUUGAUGCAAUAAUACUUGCAACUGGUUACAAAAGCUCUGCAAAAGAAUGGCUUAAGGGAGAUGAUUAUCUUAUUGGUGAAGAUGGAAUUAGCAAGCAAAAAUUUCCGAAUCAUUGGAAAGGGAGACAUGGGCUCUAUUGUGCAGGACUUGUAAGGAAAGGGAUUUAUGGGCUGGCCAAUGAUGCAGAGAAAAUAGCUAAUGAUAUAAAUACUCUAUUGAAAGAUGACGAUGCUAAGAAAAUGAACUGAAGAGAUAUAUAUAAUCAUACACACACAUGCAUGUAUAUGAGUGGAUAAGUUAGAUAUAUGAAUAAUGUAGUAUUCAUAUCGAUAAGCACCGUCCAAGUGUAUGGAAUACUAGUUUCAUGAUUUGAUGAAUGAAAGUGACGACUUCAGCAGG